UUAGGAUUAAGUUAGUGUUCAGUGAGCUCGAGAUAGCUGCCUGAGUCUUGGGGGCAUUAAUGAACACAAGUCCCAUGUCUUUCUUGGUUGGUAAACCCAACCGGCGCUAUCUUACAGCAGUGCUUGAUGCUUUUGAUCAAUAGAGCAGGAAGAGGUUACAUAGAAGAGGUUACAUAUGAUGAAAAAAAUGAAUAUCUUGCUUUUUUAAUUUUAAUGAUGCCCACCUUUUAUAUGGACGACGUGGGCGCCAGCUCACAGUCGUCCUUGCCCACUGUAAACCCCGAGCCCCCAGAGCCUCACCCGGACCCUGACCUUUCCCUUCCUUUACUGGAUGACAACACUCGUCGCGCCGAACUAGAUGAGCGCGCGGGGUUUCAUUUUGUGGAGUUGUCGGAAGAUAAGAAAGACAAAGUGCUAAAGGCACAAGUCCAAAUCGAAAGGGCCAUUGAGAAAGCUCUGCUCUCCGACGGGUAUUCCCGGGAUGAGCUUUCUCAAAGGAACAAACGAGAUGAGAUUCGGGCCUUUUUGUUCUACCCGAAGGGGAAACUUCUGUCGAUCAAAACAUACGAGUCUUAUGUGAAAGAAGUUGAAUUUGGGACCCACCGUAGCCAACCCUAUAAGGUUCUUAUAAAAGCCAUCUCUUCUUCCCAUCUUUUUUUACAGAAAGUCAAAAAAAUCAAGAGGUGGGAACGGGGGUGAAACAGAUUGGGCUCACAGAAUACUUCAGGGCUGGAGUGAAGAGCCACGCACCUGUCAGGAACUGUAUAAAAAAGGACCGAGAACUACAUAAGGUCUGAGACGGACUUCCUUGAAAAGAGGGAGACAAGUUAUGUAGGCUGUGGCCGUUCCGCGGUUGCUCGACCAAAGCCGGUCAAAGAAUUCUAUGCCUGGCCAGAAGCCAGAAGUGAAGUGAGCCUUACCAGCCAGAAGCCGAAGGAAAAUGAGACUAGCUAAGACGAGGGAAAGAGCGGCUAGCUGAUAGAGAUGGCAGAGCUCCUUUUUCACUAAGAGCUGCAAAGGCGAAUACCACUACCUUAGCUCCCUCCUUUGCUGAUAGAGCGCCAUAAAUCGGAUGCAGGGGGCCUAACCUAAGAAGAUCGGCAGAGGAGAGAUGGUUGAUAGCUUAGGUUUAGCAACUAAAUUGGGGAUGGGGAGCUCCUUUCAUAAUAUUGUAUAAUAAUGACAAGGCAAAAGAUAUGGGCUGAGUCUAGCUUGGGACGAGGCUUAGAGAAAGGUAGUUUGCGAGAGAGAUGGCCAGGCAGUUCUUAAGAUCAGCAACUCGGCGGAUAGAGAGCUUGAGCCCAAUGCAAUGG
Molecule: messenger RNA, 1313 nt
Organism: Cajanus cajan (pigeon pea)
Lineage: Eukaryota; Viridiplantae; Streptophyta; Magnoliopsida; Fabales; Fabaceae
Source: RefSeq, a predicted model, not a curated record